CUUGGAAGAGGCAGUCGGACGGGCGCGGAGACGCUUCUGGAAGGAAGGCCGCGAUGGCUGCGCAGGGAGAGCCCCAGGUCCAGUUCAAACUUGUAUUGGUUGGUGAUGGUGGUACUGGAAAAACGACCUUCGUGAAACGUCAUUUGACUGGUGAAUUUGAGAAGAAGUAUGUAGCCACCUUGGGUGUUGAGGUUCAUCCCCUAGUGUUCCACACCAACAGAGGACCUAUUAAAUUCAAUGUAUGGGACACAGCCGGCCAGGAGAAAUUCGGCGGACUGAGAGAUGGCUAUUAUAUCCAAGCCCAGUGUGCCAUCAUAAUGUUUGACGUAACAUCGAGAGUUACUUACAAGAAUGUCCCUAACUGGCAUAGAGAUCUGGUACGAGUGUGUGAAAAUAUCCCCAUUGUGUUGUGUGGCAACAAAGUGGAUAUUAAGGACAGGAAAGUGAAGGCGAAAUCCAUUGUCUUCCACCGAAAGAAGAAUCUUCAGUACUACAACAUUUCUGCCAAAAGUAACUACAACUUUGAAAAGCCCUUCCUCUGGCUUGCUAGGAAGCUCAUUGGAGACCCUAACUUGGAAUUUGUUGCCAUGCCUGCUCUUGCCCCACCGGAAGUUGUCAUGGACCCAGCUUUGGCAGCACAGUAUGAGCACGACUUAGAGGUUGCUCAGACAACUGCUCUCCCGGAUGAGGAUGAUGACCUGUGAGAAUGGAGCUGGAGCCCAGCCUCAGAAGUCUAGUUUUAUAGGCAGCUGUCCUGUGAUGUCAGCGGUGCAGCGUGUGUGCCACCUCAUUAUUAUCUAGCUAAGCGGAACAUGUGCUUCAUCUGUGGGAUGCUGAAGGAGAUGAGUGGGCUUCGGAGUGAAUGUGGCAGUUUAAAAAAUACCUUCAUUGUUUGGACCUGCAUAUUUAGCUGUUUUGGAACGCAGUUGAUUCCUUGAGUUUCAAAUAUAAGACUGCUACAGUCACAUCACAAUAUUCAGUGGUGAAAUCUUGUUUGUUACUGUCAUUCCCAUUCCUUUUCGUUUAGAAUCAGAAUAAAGUUGUAUUUCAAAUAUCAAA
Molecule: messenger RNA, 1059 nt
Organism: Rhinopithecus roxellana (golden snub-nosed monkey)
Lineage: Eukaryota; Metazoa; Chordata; Mammalia; Primates; Cercopithecidae
Product: GTP-binding nuclear protein Ran-like
Exons: 1
Coding region: 54-704 (216 amino acids)
Biological process (GO): ribosomal subunit export from nucleus; protein import into nucleus
Cellular component (GO): nucleus; cytoplasm
Molecular function (GO): GTPase activity; GTP binding
Source: RefSeq, a predicted model, not a curated record